AUGAUUAGAUUAUGGAUAGUUGCACUGCAGUUUUCGGAGCUGAUUGUGAGCAGUAUCGUUCAUAUGCUCUAUGGGUUUUACAUAUUCAGCACAGCUGUGGCUGGUGAUCUAUCGCAGGCUUUGAAUGAAUUGCUCUCUAAGCCUAACAUGAACAUUGAGGUGAAAGAGGAGGUGGUGCCUAGAGACACAUCAACCAAUGAAAUUCUACCUCCUAUAGUUUUGGUUCAUGGAAUAUUUGGAUUUGGCAAAGGGAGAUUGGGAGCUUUAUCGUAUUUCGCCGGGGCAGAGAAGAAAGACGAAAGGGUUCUCGUGCCUGAUUUGGGAUCUCUAACCAGCAUUUAUGAUAGGGCUCGUGAAUUGUUCUAUUAUUUGAAGGGUGGGAGAGUCGAUUAUGGUGAAGAACACAGCAAGGCUUGUGGGCAUUCACAGUUCGGUCGUCUUUAUGAACAAGGACACUACCCUGAAUGGGAUGAGGACCAUCCUAUUCACUUUGUUGGGCAUUCCGCCGGAGCACAGGUCGUUCGUGUGUUGCAGCAAAUGCUUGCUGAUAAGGCUUUCAAGGGGUAUGAGAGCACCAAUGAGAAUUGGGUAUUAAGCUUAACAUCAUUGUCGGGAGCAUUCAAUGGGACAACAAGAACCUACUUGGAUGGGAUGCAGCCAGAAGAUGGAAGAACCAUGAAACCUAUAUGUCUGCUGCAGUUAUGCCGCAUAGGAGUGAUCAUUUAUGAUUGGCUUGACAUUCCCUGGCUGAAGGCUUAUUACAACUUUGGGUUUGAUCACUUUAACAUCUCAUGGAAGAAAGUGGGUGUUUGGGGUCUUGUUGAUUGCCUGUUGGGAAACUCAGGCCCGUUCGCUUCGGAUGAUUGGAUCCUCCCGGACCUUACAAUUCAAGGGUCUUUAAGGCUCAACAGCCAUCUACAUUCCUUUCCCAACACAUACUACUUCAGCUAUGCCACUAAGCGCACAAAGAAGAUAUUGGGUGUCACGGUACCUUCUAGCAUAUUUGGAAUUCACCCAUUGCUCUUCAUUAGAGUAUUGCAGAUGAGCCAAUGGCGUCACCCUCCUGAUGUCUCUUCCCCCUAUAAAGGCUACAGGGAUGAGGAUUGGCAGGACAAUGAUGGAGCUCUCAAUACCAUCUCCAUGACUCACCCUCUUAUACCAGUUGAACACCCGAGCCGUUUCGUGAAAGAUGAUUCAGAUUGCCACCCCUUGCAACCAGGCAUCUGGUACUACAAGAUUGUGGAAGCUGAUCACAUAUUCUUCAUUGUGAAUAGAGAGAGAGCAGGAGUUCAAUUUGAUCUGAUAUAUGACAGCAUUUUUGAACGAUGCAGAAAGCAUGUAUUUAGAAAAACGCCACAGACUUUACCAAACGAAACUCACCAUUAG
Molecule: messenger RNA, 1386 nt
Organism: Prunus armeniaca (apricot)
Lineage: Eukaryota; Viridiplantae; Streptophyta; Magnoliopsida; Rosales; Rosaceae
Source: the annotation of a GenBank genome assembly